ACGUAACUUCCGUUUAAAGAUGGCCGCGCGCUGACAAAUGUCACAUUACAUCUGCAGAUGAGAAAAUCGAAAUAUAAGCUGAAAACUACCGCCUAAACUAGUAGAAAACUACAUCGACGCUCGACAAGACUUGUCACCGCUUAAUUCAACAUCCGUGGAGGUAUUUUGUUCUUUUUCGACCAUUUUGAACCGCGUAUAUUAAAGUGUUUGUCCUGUUAGCUGUGAGCAUACGCUUGGUACACAACAUGCAGACAUUUAAGAACACAUCAGGAUUAUUAAGUUUAUCAUACAUAUGUUUGACUCUAUACUGGGGUCAUUUACAAAGACAGCCUCUUGUGUACACUUUGGUCUGGCGGUAAUAGUUUGUCUUUUUCAGGAUAUUCCAGCUAUCAACAUGGUCCAUUUAUGUGAGUAUAACUCUAGAUUUGAUUUUGUUUGUGUGUUUAUUCGUGGUCAAUUGUUGUCUGAGAACAAGUGCUUUUGGUGUGUUAUUACCUUGUUAUGAGGUCAGUAGAUCUCCUCAGGUUCAGUCCACUUUGGCCGCUGUCCUCCAGGACCGUCAUGUUUCUACAAGAGCCGAAAGGGGACAAACUAAACUUUUGGCUUUUUAACGUUUUGGCGCCAUUUUCGGGGUGACGCUUGUAAUUUUAGGGGCGUGGUCGUCACACAUUCGUAACUUUGAACCACUCCGAAGGAUGUCACCAAUCUACACCGUAGACUGUAAAUACUAUGGAUAACUUGGUUCCGCCUUCCGCCAGUUCACGGAUUUGAAGCCGAGAAGCUCUCCGUAUUUCCGCGGUUUUUUUUUACCAUUUCCUGAAGUUAACAUUGCGCGCCGCAUGCGCAGUAGCAUUGUACGCAUUAGGCGGGAGAGUCGCUGUGAUGACGCUCGGCUCAAGCAGCGUAGGUCGCGAUUUUUUUUUCCGUAGGAUGGUAGGGGAAGGUCCCGCCCUCCUUCGCCUCUGAUUGGCUAGAAGUGCUGGGCUCUGAUUUCCAUCUGUAUUAUAUAUUCUGUUUUGAACUGAAAAUCGAAAAACAACCACUACUCUUUUUGUUUUUUGGUUAUAUAGAAAAACAAACAAAAUAUUGACUCGUUCUUUCGUUUACUAGAUUGAAUGAAAUAAUUGAAUGGUCGGUAAUACACAGACCGUUAUUCCUUAUGGCUGUGAAACGUCAUCUUCUGUCGGGUUAGGGUUAGGAUAUUAAGAAUUCCUGUUCUGUUCUGUUCUGUUCUGUUCUGUUCGAUGUACAGAGCCGACAGUUCGCGCUCGGCUUGAGCGUGUGAUGAUGUUUCACAGCCAUAAGGAAUAACCGAUCAGAGCCUAGCUUUUCUAGCGAAUCAGAGGCGAAGGAGGCGGGGCCGAGCCAAUCCUACCAUCUUACGAAAAAAAAUAAGCCUCUGAAAACAUACCGGGAAAUGACGCUUAACCCAUUUAUUUUCACUUAACACAGUGUGUAACAACAACUCCACAUUUGUUUCUAUUAAUAAUGCUAACCUUGUUUGUUUUCUCCUGCAGCUUCACUCCUGCUGAAGCAGUACCACGGGGGCUACGUCGUCAUCCGAUUUGCUCGUGCCGGCCAUAAUCAACCCAACAGACCAUUUUAUCGUAUUGUGGCGGCAUUCAACAAAAAAGCAAGAGACGGCAAAUAUCUUGAGCAGCUGGGGACUUAUGACCCCCUCCCGAACAUCCACAAUGAGAAACUUGUCAGCUUCAACUUUGACCGGAUCAAGUACUGGAUAGGCUGUGGCGCACAUCCUUCGAAGUCAGUCUGCAAACUGUUGGGUAUGUAUUCUCUUGCUGAAAGUGUUUCUUUUUUUGCUUGUUUGUCCAUCUGUCCUUUUUUUUGCUCAGUUCCAUUUCUGUCUGUUUGAGAUAAAGAAGGAAAUUGAUAACUUUUAAGUAAAAUUCAUGUGGAGGAAAGUUUUUUUGUGUUGAUUAGUUUUUAAUUUCUUUACAUCUGUACUUUAUGGUAUUAUUAAUGAUGACUAUUGUCUUCACUAGGCCCUCAGCCAUUUGGUUAAUUUGACAAAGAUUUGACAAAAUUUUCAUGAUUAUGAUGGAUCUUGUUUUUCCAUUCUCGUGUCUUUCGGCAGGGUUGGCAGGAUUUUUCCCUUUGCACCCCAUGACUGUCACAGAGGCAGAGCGCAGGAGAGCACAGGCAGCACUGACUGCACAGACAGAAACCUCAGCAGAGGCUGAGGACAGUCCAGAGCAGCCAGAGAAGGAUGCUGAAGUGUAAAAGUUAACCUUUGAACUGUGUGCAAUUGUGCAUUAAAGAAGGACGUUACAGUUAUUCGGGAAGACAACUGACCGGUUUUCUCCUUCAUGUUGGAUGGACGGCGGCUCGUAUCAACAUUUGGUAUCAGAACGUGCGUUUUGGCUGCUUUAGUGGCAGCCUUAGAAAACAUGUUAUUGUCUUUGAUAAAACUGACUAAUGGAAGAGCUCCUGGGAGGGUGUGUCCUGUUGUAUUUGAGUUGAAUAAAAUAUAUCAAUGUUGCAUUUGUUUUUUUUUCAAUAUCUAGCUCCGCCUUUUACAGAGGUUUGAAAUUAAAAAUCUGACAAGAUGC
Molecule: messenger RNA, 2570 nt
Organism: Xyrichtys novacula (pearly razorfish)
Lineage: Eukaryota; Metazoa; Chordata; Actinopteri; Labriformes; Labridae
Source: the annotation of a GenBank genome assembly